This is a messenger RNA of Hyaena hyaena (striped hyena), 870 nucleotides long. It is a transcript of the gene CUNH20orf173, whose product is annotated as chromosome unknown C20orf173 homolog. NCBI's taxonomy places the organism in Eukaryota, Metazoa, Chordata, Mammalia, Carnivora, Hyaenidae. Gene Ontology annotation, molecular function: beta-galactoside (CMP) alpha-2,3-sialyltransferase activity. The record is from RefSeq and is a predicted model, not a curated record.
AUGAAGCACUUGUGGCAGAUUUCUGGCCUGUGGGGCUUCUGGGUGCUCGUUGUGUGGCUGAUGGCCCCCUGUCUGGAUCCAAAACCUGAAUUGGCACCUCAGGGAAAUCUGAUGGUCUUGGUACCAGGGCAUUGCAACUGCCGUUGGUUCAAACUCAGGAAAAAUGGCUGCCCAUCUGAGACACUAAACUCCUCCCUCUGCCACCGCAGAGUUGGAGAACGGGGCUGGUUUGCUGAAUGCUUUCAGAAGACGAUGGAGUACCUGGCAAUGAUGGCAACAGAGUCCAUGACCCCUGAUGCUGUGCUCUGGUGGCUGGGCAUGAACUCAGCAAGUGGGCUUGGCAUGUGGGAAAAGAUGUUUAAGGUGAUUCGCAGACACUCGGUGAGCCAUUUCCAUUUCUACUGUGGGACUUGUACUUUGGUGGGGAACUCCAAGAUACUGCGGGCCUCUGGCCUUGACAACAAUGUCAACCAAUGGACCCCAGCCUUCGGACACUUCAUCUAUCCUGGGAAUGCCAGCAGCCAGGGCUCUUGGAGACAGCUGGUGCUGCUGCUGAAGCCUUCUGGUCUGGCAUGGACUUCAGAUGCUCCAAGUGAGGACAUUUUGGAAGGUCAUUCAGUUCCACAAUGGAAUGGAAGACAGCAAAGACCAGGAUGCCUGCUUUGGAUUUGGAUCAGAAAAGCAAAGAAAGGGGUGCAAUAACUGGGAGGCUGUUAAUCAGACCAAUGGCUACCAGAAGCUUCUGUACAUGCAGAGCAUGGAAGCUGAAAUGGAAAUUAGCUAUAGUGUGUUGGGCAAACUCACUGUCCACACGUGACACCCUGCAGAGUCCAUGAAGGUCCUAGUCCUUUGGACCUCAGCAAAGCGGGU